Molecule: messenger RNA, 348 nt
Organism: Fukomys damarensis (Damara mole-rat)
Lineage: Eukaryota; Metazoa; Chordata; Mammalia; Rodentia; Bathyergidae
Product: secreted seminal-vesicle Ly-6 protein 1
Exons: 3
Coding region: 1-348 (115 amino acids)
Source: RefSeq, a predicted model, not a curated record
AUGGACAAGUUCCUGCUCCUGUUCCUACUGCUGGGGGCUUUCCCUCUGGUCUUCUUCCAAGCUCAAGCAACAGUAUGCAUGGUCUGCAAGUCUUUUAAGAAUGGUCAUUGUUUGAUAGGCAAGGGCAACUGCACAGUGGACUCUGGCCCUGGAUGUAGAACCAGGAACUUCUUCAGUUUCACUGACACAGGUAAAUGGUCCUACUAUCACACUGAACUGGACUGCUCAGAUACAUGUAUAUCUCAUACUGUAUAUGUUGAGACUGUGAAGAUAGCUACCUAUUGCUGCAAAGAUCAAGAUUUCUGCAAUAGAUAUCAAGGAAAAUUAGUGAACAGGAAUACUCAAUGA